AUGGGGAGUAGGCCCACACAGGCCAGGAUAGCCACCUCGGCUGGGUACCGGCUGCCAGAGGCCAGACUUCCCGCUUCAGCCUCAUCCCUCCCACCUCAAGGAACCCGGGCUGUAAGGACCACAGCUCUCGGCCGGGCUCAGCCGGCCCGGUGGCGGGAGGAUCAGCGCACGACCCUGAGAGGGAACCACGUCCUUCAGGACCAACUCUGGAGGGAGCUCCUGGAGGCUGAGUGGAAAGGCAAUCAACGGUGGAUUCAAAACUGGAGUUUUCUGAAAGACUAUGACCCAAUGGGUAAUAAAAAGGAACCACAGAAGCUACCAAAAUACAUACCACGAUUUUCAACUGAUGUUCCCAAUACUGCAAAUCAAGUAAUUGGCAGCCGGAUCAACACUAAACUUGGAAAAAAACUAAGAGAGAUGGAUUUCUUCCUUAUUGAAGGAAGUCACAAAAAGAAACUUGAUAAUGAAUUCCAACCGAGCUAAUGUUUAAACUCAAAUACUCAUUUCCAAGUACAGGAAUGUUUGCCCAGAUG
Tachyglossus aculeatus (Australian echidna) is the source of this 533-nucleotide messenger RNA. RefSeq names its product chromosome 1 C2orf50 homolog (gene CIMIP5). The transcript is spliced from 4 exons. NCBI's taxonomy places the organism in Eukaryota, Metazoa, Chordata, Mammalia, Monotremata, Tachyglossidae. The coding region runs from base 1 to 483 and encodes 160 amino acids. The record is from RefSeq and is a predicted model, not a curated record.